This is a messenger RNA of Gossypium raimondii (Peruvian cotton), 1848 nucleotides long. Its product is annotated as wall-associated receptor kinase-like 15. NCBI's taxonomy places the organism in Eukaryota, Viridiplantae, Streptophyta, Magnoliopsida, Malvales, Malvaceae. The coding region runs from base 1 to 1848 and encodes 615 amino acids. The record is from RefSeq and is a predicted model, not a curated record. Gene Ontology annotation, biological process: cell surface receptor signaling pathway; protein phosphorylation. Gene Ontology annotation, molecular function: ATP binding; polysaccharide binding; protein serine/threonine kinase activity. The transcript has 3 exons. Gene Ontology annotation, cellular component: plasma membrane.
AUGGCGUUGAAGCUCUGCCCCAAAUGUGGCCGAAUUCCGGUUCCAUAUCCGCUUAGCACCGGACCAGAUUGCGGUGACCCCUGGUACAAAGUACAGUGUAUUGUGGGGACACUCUGGUUGGAUGCUUACAAUGGAUCAUCCUACAAGAUUACUUCUAUUAAUCCAAUAACUAAAACACUGAUCAUCCGUCCCCCAGGUUUGGCCAAGAAUACUUGUAUGGCAGCUGAUUUUGGAACCCAGGGGAUUCAGUUGGACGAAAAGCUUCCCUUUAACAUCACAAGCGCCAAUACAGUCAUGAUCAUGAAUUGUAGCGCCACGGUCCUCCAAGAAUAUGUAGCUCUCAAUUGUAGCUCAACAAGCGUUUGUCACGAUUACAUCAGGGGCAAUCCAGAGGCUAAAGCCAAUUGUGGGGCAUUGCCAAUUUGCUGUUGGUAUGUUACUGGGGGUACCAUGCAUACUUACAGGAUCAGGGUUCGUCCUGAAAGAUGUUCAGCUUAUCAAAGUUUUGUGAAUUUGGAUAUGAAUUUGCCUGUCAGUAAGUGGCCUGUGCCAGGGUUGGAGAUAGAGUGGUUAUCCCCGCGAGAACCGGAAUGUAAGCUCCCCGACGAUUGCAAUGAUUUAGUGAAUUCAAUGUGCUUGCCGGAUCUGGUUAAUGCUGGACAAAGAAGGUGCUUAUGCAAGCGAGGGUUUCAAUGGAACUCCAUUCAAGGUAUUUGUCAAGAUGUGAAAUGUGCACAAGGGAGACGUUGCAAGAAUGAAAAGAAGAAAUCCAUAGUUGGAGGUGCAGCCUUUGCAGCAGGUGUAAUAAUAGUUGGACUCAUUAUUACCAUUAUUAUAGCCUACAAGCAACGGAAGAACUGCGAGAGAGAAGCUGAAAUGAGUUUAACCAAGGCACAUAGAGAUCUUUUAAGCUCCAAUAGUGGCAAACUGGCCAAAUUUUUCACUAUCAAAGAGAUAGCCAAGGCAACAAAAAACUUCUCCAAAGACAACCUCCUUGGCUCAGGAGGCUUCGGUGAGGUUUUCAAGGGCAUUCUUGAUGAUGGAACUAGCAUAGCUGUGAAGCGAGCCAAGCUUGGGAACGCCAACGGUAUUGAUCAAAUCAUCAAUGAGGUCCGAAUCCUUUGCCAAGUUAACCAUAGAAACCUAGUCAAACUCCUUGGCUGUUGCGUUGAGCUUCAGCAACCUCUAUUGAUUUAUGAGUACAUCCCCAAUGGAACCCUUUUUGAUCAUCUUCAUAAGAUCUUCCCAGGUAAAAAGGUGACACUCUCAUGGCACCGCCGGCUUUGCAUUGCCUACCAGACAGCACAGGGUCUUUCCUAUCUCCAUUCUUCCGUGGUUCCACCUAUAUACCACCGUGACGUAAAAUCGAGCAACAUUUUAUUAGAUGAAAACCUUGAUGCUAAAGUUUCUGAUUUCGGGAUUUCCAGGUUGGGUUUCAGUGAUGUCAGUCAUGUUACAACUUGUGCUCAAGGCACUUUAGGUUAUCUCGACCCCGAGUAUUACCUUAACUUCCAACUGACCGAUAAGAGCGAUGUGUACAGUUUCGGAGUAGUUUUGUUGGAGCUGUUAACUUCCAAGAAAGCCAUUGAUUUUAACAGAGGAGAAGAAGAUGUGAACCUAGUGGUUUUCGCAAGGAAAAUCCUCAAAGAAGAAAGAUUCAUGGAUGUUAUUGAUCCUUGUCUUAAACAAGAAGCUGGUAAAAUAGAAUUAGAGACAAUGAAAGCUCUAGGGUUUUUAGCAGAAUCAUGUUUGAAUGAGAGAAAGCAGAAUCGACCUUCGAUGAAAUCAGUUGCGAAAGAGAUUGAGAGUAUUUUGAGUGCUGUUUCAAGUGAAGUGCUUGAAGGUUAA